AUGGCAGAAGCCAGGACCCUGUUAACAGUAAUCAUCACUACUUCAGUGACGCCAACAGCUCCUUCGACAGAGCUGAUCUCGACAGCUUUGGAAUCUUUUCGGAGCUUCUGCCCUGAUUUGCUGACAUGCAAUGUUAUUGUUGUGUUUGACGGAUAUGAUGAAAUCCAGUCCACUCCCCGGCUAAAGAAGGGCAGGGUAACGCCAGAGCAGGCGAAAAGCUAUGGCAUUUACAAGACUAAUGUCAAGAACCUCAUCCUAAAACAAUACGGGAAACAUGAGCCUCAAGUGACUUUCGUCCAGUCUGAAGGAGAGGCAGAAUUUGGCGGGCUGAGAGCUGGCCCAAACACCGUACAAUUUACGACCAGUGUGAAUCUUGACAAGACAGUAUCUUUCAUAGAGCCGAGCAAGCGAAUAGGUUUCGGCCUUGCGGUUCGUACGGCACUUCGCAUGACAGAUACGCCGUACGUAUGGGUUCAUCAGCAUGAUUGGGUCUUGUCAGCAGAUAUCCCACUGGGGGCCUUGUUGGAUGUCAUGCAAGCCUCGAGUUCGGAACCUGAACGGCCCGUCAAAUAUAUCUGUUUGCCAUCGCCACGGAAUCUAUCAUAUGAUACGUGUGGUGAAGUAGUAGAAUUUCCUACCUUGAAGGCGUUGACCGCCUCGCUCAAGGCAGAGUUCAGCCCCAAGCUUUACCCUGAUGUAAAGAUCGCGCUGACGCCUCUGUUCCACUGGUUUGACAAGCCCCAUAUUGCCUCGAGGGCUCACUAUUUGGAGAGAGUGUUCCCCUCGCGGCUUGCCAUGCUUCGUGGAGAUUUUAUUGAGGAUAAGAUUGGACAUGUUUGUAGAACCCAAAUGAAGGAUGGACAGUGGUCAAAAUGGGCGACGUGGCUCUACUAUCCAGGGGAAGGGCAAACUCACUGUGUGACACACCUCCACGGCCGAGUCUGGGUUGGAAAGGAGGCCGAGGACAAGAAGAUUGCCGAAUGGAGGUCGAAGGGGUUGGCACAAGCCCCCAAGCAAGGCCCUAAACCUGAACCUGUAUACGACACCGCGAUCUUCCAACAGGAUUCUGAGGAAUGA
Molecule: messenger RNA, 1077 nt
Organism: Clonostachys rhizophaga
Lineage: Eukaryota; Fungi; Ascomycota; Sordariomycetes; Hypocreales; Bionectriaceae
Source: the annotation of a GenBank genome assembly